This is a messenger RNA of Mycosarcoma maydis (corn smut), 1941 nucleotides long. RefSeq lists its product as uncharacterized. Gene Ontology annotation, molecular function: nucleic acid binding; 3'-5' exonuclease activity. The record is from RefSeq and is a predicted model, not a curated record. The transcript has a single exon. Lineage: Eukaryota; Fungi; Basidiomycota; Ustilaginomycetes; Ustilaginales. The coding region runs from base 1 to 1941 and encodes 646 amino acids. Gene Ontology annotation, biological process: nucleobase-containing compound metabolic process.
AUGAAGCUAGCAGCAUGUCUGCCUCCCCGCUCUCACGUCCUGGCCCAUCAACAUGCGCGUCUCAACUUGAGCGUUGUGCAGGUUAGCACUGGCUUCGCCAUGGUUGCGCUUGGAAGGCGGUUUCACAGCACGCCCAGUGCAAGCUUCGAAUACAAGUGGGGCGCGGACAACUUGGACGAGAUGCGAUCGGGAUCCAUGACCGGCGGACGAAAGCUGCCCAAGACGUGGGCGAACACGCACGGUGACAAGUCGCCGGACGAUGCGUCGACAUCGAUCAAAGCCAAAUCCAAAGCCAAAGCCAGCAGCAGAACUCAUGCUUGGGGAAGGCCAAAGAUGAAUCCCUUGCCGUGGAACUACACUGAUGCACAAAGGGACAAAGAAGCCAGACUGCAAGAGUUGGAGCGCGGGCUCGAGGUAUACUCGCACAAGUGUCCGGCUGGACCACCGCUUGUCUCUGGUACGUGUUUCCUCAACGCGCGAAGCAAAGCGUCUUCGUCAUCACACACGCUCGAUCAGCCGCUCUUAUCUGACGACACAACAUCCAGAGACAAAUCUGCACGACUCAAAAUGCCGACACUCGCCUACACAGCCAACUACGACGAAGCCUGCGAUCUUCUUCACUGCCUAGGACCAGGUCCGAUGGGACUCGAUCUCGAAUGGAAUUACUCGCGCGCCGGUGUUCACCGCACCGCACUCGUCCAAAUCUGCUCUUCGUCGCUGAUUCUCAUCAUUCAUACAUCCGCCAUGUCACAUCGCAUCCCACCUCUGCUCAAACACAUCCUCCAAGACCCGAGCAUUGUAAAGACGGGCGUAGCUAUCAAGAACGACGCGCUCAAAUUACAACGCGACUACGCGAUCGAUGCGCGCAACGUGGUGGAGCUGAGCAACUUUGUCAAGUUGGCGCAGCCGCACAGAUGGGCAGGACACAGUCAUCUGAUCAGCUUACGAGACCUGACGAGAAUCUAUCUGGGAAGAAAGCUGCGUAAGGACAGUGUCAGGGUGAGUGAUUGGGAGCGGUAUCCGUUGGACGCAAAACAGAUCGAAUACGCGGCCAGCGAUACAUUUGCUAGUCUGGAAGUGCUCAGAGCAGCUGCAGAGUAUUUCAAGCCGACUGCGGAGCAUGUAUGCAGGGAGAGAGAGUUGUUGGAUUCAUUGGAUCGCACAGAUCAGGACCGAACGAGCACGGUGAUGCAUCUUGAUCAAGCGCUCAAGUUGAGCGCAUACGAUUUGUAUCAGGAACGCAUAGCGGGCGACCAGGCGAAGAAACGCAAGCAAGAGCAGCAGACUCGAACGGCGUUGCGCGACAUUCAACCGAAUGCACAGCCACGCCGUUGUUCUCCGUCCAAUCUGACCCCAACAAAGCCCAUUGAAGCAAACCCCGUUGAAACAAAACCCGCGCUAACCGCCAAGCAAGCCAAAAGUUGCAGCAGCAGCGACAAAUGGCAAAGCGACGAUGACGACUUUAUCACGGUAACACGUGUGCUUCUGGCGCACGAACGAGCGAUGAAACGUUGGCUCUACUCGCGUCAAACGCUGAGCCAAGUCGCGUCUUCGAGCAAAGUCAAAGUCAAUACGGUUGCGCGCUACAUUCUCAAGGCACUCAGCGAGGCCGAAAGCAAACGACUACCAGGCAGCGUUCUGGACGAUUUUACAGGCACCGACCAGCGCAGACUAGCAGCAGAGCUCGAGGAACAACGUUCGCAGUGCGACUUGUCUCUAAAACAGUAUAGAGCUUUGGCAAAGACGAUGGGCUGGCAAGAUGCGGUAGACUGCGCGCGCGUCCGCGAAACUGAGCGAGACAGCGACAGGACAGGCGCACAGCCGGUGAAACGCGCAGAACAAGCAAAGAGCGCUCCUUCCUCCAGCGCUGCGGUCAAAAGCGCAGCAGCGACUGAGAAGCAGCGUCGUUCAGCGUUGUUCAUCGAGCUCAGCGAGAGUUGA